GGAGGGACGCAGAGGAUUUUGACCAUGGCUCCAAGGAAGAGGAGCAGUCGGGGGAUCUCCUUCAUCUUCUGCUGCUUUCGCAGCAGUGACCACCCUGAGAUCACGUACCGGCUGCGCAACGACAGCAGCUUCGCCCUGCAGACCAUGGAGCCUGCGCUGCCCAUGCCACCAGUGGAGGAGCUGGAUGCCAUGUUCACCGAGCUGGUGGAUGAACUUGACCUCACAGACAAGCACAGAGAGGCCAUGUUCGCACUGCCAGCGGAAAAGAAGUGGCAGAUCUACUGCAGCAAGAAGAAGGACCAGGAAGAAAAUAAAGGAGCCACUAGCUGGCCAGAGUUUUAUAUUGACCAGCUGAAUUCCAUGGCUGCUAGGAAAUCGCUGAUCGCUUUGGAAAAGGAAGACGAGGAGGAGAGAAAUAAAACAAUUGAAAGUUUGAAGACUGCACUGCGGACCAAACCAAUGAGGUUUGUAACCCGAUUCAUCGACCUGGAUGGUUUGUCGUGUAUUCUGAACUUUCUGAAAAGCAUGGACUAUGAGACAGCAGAGUCUCGGAUACAUACCUCGCUCAUUGGAUGUAUAAAAGCACUAAUGAACAACUCCCUGGGCCGGGCUCACGUCCUGGCCCAUUCGGAGAGCAUUAAUGUAAUCGCUCAGAGUCUGAGCACUGAGAACAUUAAGACGAAGGUGGCAGUGCUGGAAAUCAUGGGCGCUGUGUGCCUGGUUCCUGGGGGCCACAAAAAGGUACUCGAGGCGAUGCUGCACUACCAGAAAUACGCCAGUGAACGGACUCGUUUUCAGACGCUGAUCAAUGACUUGGACAAGAGCACGGGGAGGUAUCGAGAUGAAGUGAGCCUCAAGACAGCCAUCAUGUCCUUCAUCAAUGCAGUCCUGAGCCAGGGGGCAGGCGUGGAAAGCCUGGAUUUCAGACUCCAUCUGAGAUAUGAGUUUCUCAUGCUUGGGAUCCAGCCAGUCAUUGAUAAGCUAAGAGAGCAUGAAAAUUCAACCCUUGACCGCCACUUAGAUUUUUUCGAAAUGCUUAGAAAUGAAGACGAACUGGAAUUUGCCAAAAGAUUUGAGCUGGUCCACAUCGACACGAAAAGUGCGACUCAGAUGUUUGAGCUGACGAGGAAGAGGCUGACGCACACCGAGGCAUACCCGCACUUUAUGUCUAUCCUGCACCACUGUCUCCAAAUGCCUUAUAAACGAAGCGGCAACACUGUGCAGUACUGGCUGCUGCUGGACAGGAUCGUGCAGCAGAUUGUCAUCCAGAGUGACAAAGGGCAGGACCCCGAUGCCACUCCCCUGGAAAACUUCAAUAUUAAAAACGUUGUCCGAAUGUUAGUCAAUGAAAAUGAAGUGAAACAGUGGAAAGAACAAGCAGAAAAAAUGCGAAAAGAGCACACUGAGCUUCAGCAGAAGCUGGAGAAAAAGGAGCGCGAGUGUGAUGCCAAGGCCCAGGAGAAGGAAGAAAUGAUGCAGACGCUGAACAAGAUGAAGGAGAAGCUGGAGAAGGAGUCCAGCGAGCACAAGCAGGUCAAGCAGCAGGUGGCAGAUCUCACAGCACAGCUCCACGAGAUGAGCAGGAGGGCAAUCUGUGCUGCUGGCCCUGGAGGGCCUCCCUUGCCACCAGGAGCUCCUGGCGGCCCUUUGCCUUCUCCAGUUCCUGGAUCACUUCUUCCUCCUCCACCACCACUGCCACCCCCAGGAGGAUGUCCCCCACCUCCUCCCCCGCCACCACCCCCUCCAGGUGGUCCCCCACCUCCCCCUGGUCCUCCACCCCUGGAUGGGGUGAUGCCUCCCCCUGGAGCACCUCUGGGCUUCACCCUCAAGAAGAAGAGCAUCCCACAGCCAACAAAUGCCCUCAAGUCCUUCAACUGGUCCAAGCUGCCAGAGAAUAAGCUGGCAGGAACCGUGUGGACCGACAUAGAUGAUGCAAAAGUGUUCAAAGUCCUGGACCUCGAAGACCUGGAAAGGACAUUUUCUGCCUACCAAAGACAGCAGGACUUCUUUGUGAAUGGUAACUCCAGACAGAAGGAAGAUGCUAUCGAUGACACCUUGAGUUCUCGACAUAAAGUCAAGGAGCUUUCGGUCAUAGAUGGCCGGAGAGCUCAGAAUUGCAAUAUCCUCCUCUCAAGGCUGAAACUCUCAAAUGAGGAGAUCAAACGAGCGAUUUUGACAAUGGAUGAGCAGGAGGACCUCCCAAAAGACAUGCUGGAGCAGCUCCUGAAGUUUGUUCCUGAGAAAGGUGAUAUUGACCUGCUGGAAGAGCAUAAGCAUGAGCUGGACCGUAUGGCCAAGGCUGACCGGUUCCUCUUUGAAAUGAGCAGGAUAAACCAUUAUCAGCAAAGGCUGCAGUCCCUCUACUUCAAGAAGAAGUUUGCAGAGAGAGUUGCAGAAGUCAAACCCAAGGUGGAAGCUAUCCGUGCCGGCUCCAAGGCAGUGCUACAGAGCAGCAGCCUCCAGCAGCUGCUAGAGGUGGUCCUGGCCUUCGGGAACUACAUGAACAAGGGCCAGAGGGGCAAUGCCUUCGGGUUUAAGAUCUCCAGCCUCAACAAGAUCGCAGACACCAAGUCCAGCAUUGACAAGAACAUCACUCUUCUGCACUAUCUCAUCACUAUCGUUGAAAAGAAAUAUCCCAAAGUCCUCCGCCUGCAUGAGGAGCUGCGAGACAUCCCACAGGCAGCCAAAGUCAACAUGACCGAGCUGGAGAAAGAAAUAAACACUCUGAGAAGCGGCCUGAGAGCAGUGGAGACUGAACUGGACUUCCAGAAGUCUCAGGUUCAGCAAUCAGGUGACAAGUUCGUGUCUGUUGUCAGCCAGUUCAUCACGUUAGCCAGCUUCAGCUUCUCAGAUGUUGAAGAUCUCCUAAUGGAAGCAAAAGAGCUGUUUUCCAAGGCUGUGAAGCACUUUGGAGAAGACACAGACAAAAUGCAGCCUGAUGAGUUCUUUGGCAUAUUUGACCAGUUCCUUCAAGCUGUGACUGAGGCCAAGCAGGAGAAUGAGAACAUGAGGAGGAGGAAGGAGGAGGAAGAGCGCCGAGCACGCAUGGAGGCACAGUUGAAGGAGCAGCGAGAGCGGGAGCGCAAGGCGAGGAAGGCGAAAGAGAGCGGGGAGGAGGGCGGCGAAUUUGACGACCUCGUCUCGGCCCUGCGCUCAGGAGAAGUCUUUGACAAGGACCUCUCCAAACUGAAGCGCAACCGCAAGCGCAUCACCAACCAGCUGGCUGACAGCAGCCGCGAGAGGCCUGUCACCAAGCUCAACUUCUGAAGAAUGAGCACCAACAAAACCCGGCAGAAGCAAAGCGUGGGUUAGUCUUUUCCAAGUGGCUAGGGGGGUUUUUUAUUCCCGUUACACUGCCUUGUGACUCAGAGCAAAACAGUGGCACACCCUUCCUGCCCGCAGGCGACUCUGUUUCUGUAUUUACCAUGUAUAUAGUCAGGGCGCAGGUGCUGGGGUGUGGGCAGCCCAGCUACAUGGCUGCCAGCGCUGCCUCCCCCACUCCCACCCACUCCCAAAAUUAGUUCUCCCCAUGCACAAGCACAAUGCUGCACCUGCGGAGCAAGAGAGGACCCAACCCCGAGAUGCCAGCAGACCCCAUGGUCCUGAAAAACAAUGGGAUGCCGCUCCCUGCCACUGUCCUGCUUGGAGCCCCCCAAAGCUGCUUGCAGGUGACGCCUGCAGCCGAGCGGUCUGAAGAAGAAAAGACGAAAUCCAAGUUGACUGAACUUGAAUCCGUGGGUCGUGUUUUUGGUUAUUGUUGUGAUUGUUACAAAAAACUUGCAGAUCCGUGCUUGCCCGCUGCUCCCUGAGCUCGGCGACACAGGCACUCCCAGCGAUGCUCUUCCCAAUGUCCUUGGGAAACGCUCUUUUCCCUCUUGCCACCACCUUGCUAACAGAAAAAAGGUUACCCCAAAGUGCUUAUCGCUCUAAGGCCGCACAGAUGUAUUUAUACUGCUAGGACCCACUCUGGCCCUGGACGGUGGAAAAGGUCGGUUCUCGGAGGAGACAAAGAGCAUAAAUUUUCUCGUGUUGUAAUUUUUAUUCUUGAUUUCUGUUCAAUGGGACAAACUGUAUCCUCUGUAAAGGUGGGUCAGGACCAAAGGUCUCUGAUAUACGAAGGGGCUGGUGCAAAAUCCACCAGCUUUCACCCACCUUCUUUUCUCUUUUCUUUACCGGACACACAGAAGCAGCGAUGCCAAGAAACCACUCGUCUCUUAGCCAGGUCCUUUUUCAACUGGUUACUGGUUUGCUGUUCUUUGUCAUUGCAAAUUUGUAAGCAGAACUACCUGUCAA
This is a messenger RNA of Indicator indicator, 4293 nucleotides long. It is a transcript of the gene DAAM1, whose product is annotated as dishevelled associated activator of morphogenesis 1. NCBI's taxonomy places the organism in Eukaryota, Metazoa, Chordata, Aves, Piciformes, Indicatoridae. Gene Ontology annotation, biological process: actin nucleation; actin cytoskeleton organization. The record is from RefSeq and is a predicted model, not a curated record. The transcript has 25 exons. Gene Ontology annotation, cellular component: actin filament; stress fiber. Bases 25 to 3267 code for a protein of 1080 amino acids. Gene Ontology annotation, molecular function: microtubule binding; small GTPase binding; actin binding.